Messenger RNA from Anopheles stephensi (Asian malaria mosquito), 3708 nucleotides. Its product is annotated as proton channel OtopLc-like. Gene Ontology annotation, biological process: proton transmembrane transport. Gene Ontology annotation, molecular function: proton channel activity. The record is from RefSeq and is a predicted model, not a curated record. The transcript has 6 exons. Gene Ontology annotation, cellular component: membrane. Bases 1376 to 3376 code for a protein of 666 amino acids. NCBI's taxonomy places the organism in Eukaryota, Metazoa, Arthropoda, Insecta, Diptera, Culicidae.
GAGGCUCUCGGUCUGGUGUAGAAGGCGGUGUCUACGGGUGUGGAUGCUAAUAAAAUUACGACAGUCGAAUUAAGGCUAUUAAGCAGUGCAUACACACGCGAUCCAAACAGACAGAGCGCACACAACGCAUUUCGCGGAUGCAUUAGACCAUCGCUCAGUACAGCCGUCACCGACACACAUACACGUCACAGCGGGCAGCAAGGCGGACUGAGCGGUGGCUGCCUUUUUAUCACGAUCGCGAUAAACGGGUCGCCAAUAAAGCGAAAUUCAACAACGUGCCCAACAGGAAAGCUAGAAGAAGACGCAUAAGAAGCACGAGAUGCGAAAAGCAUCGCACCUCGUGCAGUUCGGUCCGGUCUCAAGUGCAUCGGAAGCGUGUAACGUGUAACUCAAUCAUAACGUUUCAUGAAAUCGCGAAUUACACACCGUCCCUACCUAUUACCUUUGCUAACCCCCUGUUGAAGGCUCUCCGUCACCAGAAAGACUAUUUCAGCUGCGAACUCAUAAGUACGGUUCUCGCUGGUACGCUGCUGCGCUAUCAUAAUCAAAUCGGACUGUCCGCUUCUUCACCACCGAGCCUCAACUACACCCUGUGACACCUGCUGCUGCCGCUGCUGCUACUACUACUGAUGAUGAUGAUGAGCACUGGCACACGGACCUGUCGUUGUGCCAGACCUACCGUCGACACUCUGCGCACUCCUGCGAGGCUGUCACUGCGAACCCACACUAUAGGUACGGUGUGUGAGUCUGGUUAGUCGCCAUUCCCUUAUGCUCCCGUACCACGGUUGCUGGCCUUCGAAGAUAGCAGGCCGUGCGGUAAUGAAAAUGUACACCUCGGCCUCGAGCGCAACAAAUAACUAUGUUAUAAACUCUUUAUCAGGCUAGUUUAAUUAGCAUAGCAUCGGACAGGCAGUCAGUCACCGCGGCCGUACCGACUUCCACCCGUGGUUGACGAAGUUAACGCACGCGUCCUGCGGAAUUUUGCUUUUUUUUAUCAGGCCCCUUGAUAACUUCAGCCCGGUGACGCUCAGCUCACCUAGCCGCUCAGGUCACUCACGGUGGCGUACACACUCGCUCGCUCGCACACGCGUUAAACGCUUGUUUAUGGUGUGGCGUCGAGCCGGCCGACCUGGCGCGAGGGCUUCGACUAAUGACCAAACAAAAAACUUCGGCCCCUUCCCAAAAAACGCGCGCACGGCUGUCAGUUAAUGUUUAUGGUUGACGCCGAUUGGAAGUCUUCGGCGGAUUUUUAACGGAGACCACUCAGCGUGCGACGUGGUUCUGUUUUGUUUGGGGUGGCUGCGUACCCACGUGUGUGUGUGUGUAACGUGUAAGGCUUAGUAGUUUACCUUCAACGCAGCAGAAGGAUACGGACAUGCCGGGAGCGGCAACUUCAAGGGUCCAUCCACCGCCGGACGAUGGAGGAAUCGCCGGUUCGAAGGGAGGUCCCCACCGAGAUAUCUCCGAGGCAAGUUCGGCAGCCGCGAGUGCCCGUCCAUCACCUCUCCAGAGUCGCCGAGGCACCCUGGACAGUGUGGAGCUGGUGGAACGUUACCACUACGCGAAAAACCCUAACCGCAGUGGAUCCCACUCCCCGAGCCUGUACGAACCGCGUCGACGACUCUCGAGCUUCGGUGCCCAGAAGCGCAUCUUUCUCGAUCUGAUACGCAAACACGGCAGCAAACUGUCACUGAGCCGCAAAUUCUCCGAGGUGUCCACCAAGACGGAUGAGCUGAAUCGGGAGAGUCGGAAGUUGCAGCGGGAUCGAAUUUUAGCAAGGAAUCAGCUUGGCACGGCACUGUCCGCACUGUACGCAAAGCUUCUAAUCAUUAUGGGUGUUACACUACCGGUGACGGAGCUUGUCGCCAGUGCCGCACCGGCCAACUUCCACCAACCGUUCUACCUCUACCUGUACGGUGUCUCCAUCCUGUUCUGCACCUUCCUAUACAUUGCCCGCUGGCGACGGCAAACCCAGCUCGAGUUCCUUACCCAGUGUGCAGAUGAGCGGAAGUCGUCCGUUGUCCGGGUCCCGACCACCGCCGCAGCCGCCCACAGUGGCUCGUUCUAUCUGCGCAUCGGUGCGAUUGCGUUCGGCAUCGGAAGCCUCGUGUACUCUGCCCUAGAUUUUGGCCAAUACUUCGAGCUGGACGGCUCGGAUGACUCUGGGUGUCGCAAUCUGCUGGUCGCCCUGUUGCCCGCCGCCCGGAUGCUGCUGUGCGUGGUCCAGAUGCAGUUCAUCAUCGUGAGCGGGAAAGACUUCGGGCUGGAUCGGCACGCAUUCGUAUCCCGCUUCGGUCUGAUGCACAUGCUGGCGACGAACGUGUGCGAGUGGUUGUACGUGCUGGUCGAGGAGGCGAAGCAUGAAAUCGUGCACCUCGACCACAGCCUGCAGCAGCAGCACCAGCAGACCAACCUGACAGGCAACGCAACUACAGGAUCAAAGCAACACCUGCCGGACGUACAGUGUCGCACCACCAACAUCAUGAGCACGCUCGUCCACAAUGCCGCACCGUUCCUGUUCCCCUGCACCAUCGAGUACUCGCUCAUCUGCGCCCUCACACUGUACGAGCUGUGGAGUGCGUUGAACCGUACCACCGACCCAACCCGCAAACCUGCCCCCUCCGACCGUACCGUCACCGGCCGGCCCGCAAACCGACUCUCGAUCGACUGUUCCAGCGCACAGCGCGGUAUGUUCGGCGGUAUCGUAACGCUCGUCCUAACGCUGAUCGUACUCAUCAUGUACUUCGUGCUGCGAAAGGAGCGCCAUCUGCAGCAUGCGGCCACACUCGAGAUAGUGGUGUACGAGAUCGCCCUCUACUCGGUAACACUGGUCGCCGUCGUUAUGGCGAUGCAACGUAUGCGUGAUCUUCGCGUCGUUACCCAACGCUCCAAAUGUUCGGCUCAAUCGGCCGCCGCCCUACCGAUCGACUGUCAUCUACUGCUCGUAACGCAAACCGGCAUCUGCAUCUACGGCGUAUUCUCCAUCAUCGGUACGUACCAUACCCACGGGCAGCUACUUCACUGGGCCAUCCUAUCGGAGGUACUCGCCCUAGCGCAAACCUCACUCCAAACACUGUUCGUGCUCAGUACCUGGUGGCGUCGGUGCAAGGGUGCCCGGCAGAAUCGCACCAAACCGGGACGGGAGAUCGUUACCUUUCUGCUGGUGGCGAACCUAGCCGCCUGGAUGGUGAACUCGCUCGUCAAAAGUAACGCUAGCUUCCGGCCGCUUGUGAUGGGAUUUUACGGUGCGGCGGCAUGGGCCAUCAUCGCCCACAUCUCGAUGCCACUCGCCAUCUUCUACCGGUUCCAUUCCACGAUCUGUCUGUUUGAGAUCUGGAAGAAUAGCUACAAGGCACGGUACAACGAGAGCUGGUAGUAUGUAUUACUCUCUUAUCUGAGUACCACUAAGGUGUGUCGAUGUGUAUGUGUGCGUUGCAUCAAGAAGAGAGUUCUCAUCUCCGUCCUGUCAUACGUGCGUGUCGGCCAAACGAAGCUGUCAGUUAGUCAGCAUCGGAAGUAGCGUUCCCCCAACAACAACAAAACAAACAUCACCUCCAUUAGUCAUAUCACCACGCACAACCACUAGCUAUUGGAGCUAUAAACGAAAAAUCCCAUAUCACCACCAUCAUAUUUAGUGUAAAUAAAUCCUAAUCGUUCGAAAUAGUGCAAUAAAGUGAGCAAUACGCGCCAAACAAAUUUAAACACCCU